AUGUCCCUAUUGCGCGAAGCUGAGAGAUGCGUCGCUAAUCAGUAUGCACACAAUUUCAACGCAUUCAUAACCCCGCUGUCGCGUACCGGGUCAUGGCAGGACCGUGUCAGAGAAGCAGAUGCGCGCAGGGAAGAGGGAAACCCCAAGUCCCCUGUGGAUGGUCGCCUGAUAUCCAUCAAAGACAACAUCUGCACACGCGAACUUCCGACGACAUGCGCUUCGAAGAUCCUGGAUAAAUUCACGAGUCCGUUCAAUGCCACAGUUGUCGAUCAAUUAGAGGCCGCCGGGGCCAUUGUCGCGGGAAAGACAAAUCUGGAUGAAUUUGGGAUGGGCUCCAACUCUAUCAAUUCACAUUUCGGUCCUGUCAGGAACCCUCGUCGAGAUUCCAGCGGGGAGGACGUCUCGGCCGGCGGCAGCUCCGGUGGAAGCGCUGCCUCAGUUGCCGCAGACCAAUGCUUUGCUUCAAUAGGGACGGAUACCGGAGGAUCGGUCAGACUGCCAGCUGCGUACACCGGGACAGUGGGAUUCAAACCGUCCUACGGACUCAUCUCACGAUGGGGGGUGGUGGCAUAUGCCAAUUCUCUAGAUACAGUGGGUAUAAUUGGGAAAACUGCGGGCAACGUGCGAGACAUCUUCAAUAUCCUCAACCUACAUGACCAGCGUGAUCCUACCAGCCUGUCAAUACCAUCCCGCUCUCGAAUCCAAGCCGCCAUCGAAUCACCACAAUUGGCAUCGCGGCUGAAUUCAGCCCCUCUUCGCAUCGGUGUGCCAAAGGAGUACAAUGUUUCCGAGCUUACCUCCUCAGUGCGACGGGCUUGGGCGCUUUCCCUAGCACACCUCAAAAAGCAAGGACACACCGUCCACUCCGUCUCUCUACCCGAUACAAAGCACGCACUAUCUACCUACUACGUCUUAGGACCUGCCGAGGCCUCUUCAAACCUGGCCAAAUUUGACGGAGUGCGUUACGGGUCUCGCGCCGAAGGUCCAGAUGGCGACGGAAAGCCUGACGGGUAUCUAUAUUCAAAUACCCGUGGCCAAGGGUUCGGGCAAGAAGUGAAAAGACGUAUCGUUCUAGGAACAUUUACCUUGAGCGCCGGUGAGUUCGACAACUAUUUCAUCCAAGCACAACGGGUGCGUCGUCUGGUCCAGCAAGACUUCAAUGCGGUCUUUGCGGCUAAACACCCCCUGGAGGUGGAGCACACAGACAAGCUCAUAAGAGAACAUGACGUCGAUGUCAUUAUAUGUCCUACGGCUCCCUCAUCCCCGUCACGACUGAAGGACCUGAUGAGCAAAUCUGCGGACAAGUCACCUCUGGAUCCAUAUGUCGGAGACGUGUUCACUGUUCCCGCCAGUCUGGCUGGUUUGCCUGCAAUCUCGGUUCCCGUCACAGUGCCUGGGGAAGAAGGCGCUGAACUGGCAGGGAUUCAGGUCAUUGGCCAAUAUGGAGACGACCAGUUGGUCCUGAAGGUGGGAGAGAUGUUGGAGGGAAAGAGCUUUGACUAG
Molecule: messenger RNA, 1503 nt
Organism: Penicillium bovifimosum
Lineage: Eukaryota; Fungi; Ascomycota; Eurotiomycetes; Eurotiales; Aspergillaceae
Product: glutamyl-tRNA(Gln) amidotransferase subunit HER2
Exons: 4
Coding region: 1-1503 (500 amino acids)
Biological process (GO): glutaminyl-tRNAGln biosynthesis via transamidation; mitochondrial translation
Cellular component (GO): mitochondrion; glutamyl-tRNA(Gln) amidotransferase complex
Molecular function (GO): glutaminyl-tRNA synthase (glutamine-hydrolyzing) activity
Source: RefSeq, a predicted model, not a curated record